AUGACGAUUGGCCGCAUACGACUACUUGGGUUAAGGGUGGCCCUCCCGAAAACAGAGGCAAUAGUUUUCGGAGGAAAAAGAUGGUGUCUGCCCGCCAACUUGACGAUCCAAGUGGAUAGAGAACCUGUCCAGGUCAAGGCCAACAUCAAAUAUCUUGGCCUGGUCCUGGACAGAAAGUGGGACUUCGGGGAACAUUUCAUCCGACUUGCUCCCCGAAUUGUGGGCGCGGCUUCCGCCCUAGGUAGGCUGCUGCCCAACGUGGGAGGACCGAGAGCCCCAUGCCGCCGCCUCUUUGCGGGGGUUGUUAGAAGUAUGGCCCUAUACGGGGCCCCGAUCUGGGCGGACCGGCUGUCGAGUAGGAACAAAUCUCUGCUCCGGCGGCCGCAAAGGGUGGUGGCUCUAAGAAUAAUUAGGGCCUACUCGACAGUAUCCCAUGCGGCGGCGUGUCUCCUUGCUUGCACUCCUCCGUGGGAGCUCGAUGCCCAGGUCCUAGCGGAGAGAUACGUGUUGAGGGCGGAGGCCAGGGCUCGAGGAGAGCACUUGGACCCAGAAGCAGCAGAGCGGGCAGACCGAGAGGCUAAGAUCAGGCUCCGAGAGUUAUGGGAGGACGGCCUGGAGGACGCCCCUUAUGGAACACGCACCAUAGGGGCAGUACUCCCUCAUAUAGAGGAAUGGUUGAAGAGGAAACAUGGGGCCCUAUCAUAUAGGGCAACGCAGGUGAUGACCGGACACGGCUGCUUCGGUCAUAACCUGCACAACAUAGAGAGGGAAUUAGGGCCCCAGUGUCACGAAUGCGGUGACCCUGAUGACUCGGCCCAACACACCUUAGAGGUCUGCAGUCGUUGGGAGGAGGAGCGCCGUACUCUAACGGCAGCAAUAAGAACGACGGAUCUCUCGCUGCACAGCGUCGUUGCGGCCAUGCUGGGCAGCGAGAGAAAAUGGAAGGCGGUUGUCUCCUUCUGCGAGGAGGUCAUCUCGCAGAAGGAGGCAGCGGAGCGGGAGCGCGAAGACGCGGCCGACGCGCCCCCGCUUCGGCAGAGACGAAGAGGGAGAAGACGUGCGCAGUACGCUGCGGUAAACCGCGUCCUCCCUCGGAGGUGGAAUUUCGAGGAGCAUUUCCGCCAAAUUGCUCCCCGCAUAGUGACGGCGGCUUCGGAGCUGGGACGGCUGCUGCCCAACGUGGGAGGGCCCUCCCACGCAUGCCGACGUCUUUAUGCUGGAGUGGCCCGGUCGAUGGCCCUCUAUGGGGCCCCGAUCUGGGCCGACAAACUGACUCCAGCCAAUAAAGCCUUACUGCGGAGGCCCCAACGAAUUGUAGCCAUACGCGUUUGCAGGGCGUACGUGACGGUAGGAUGGGCGGCAGCGUGUGUGUUGGCGGGCACCCCACCCUGGGAACUGGUCGCUGGGGUGCUCGCCGAUGCGCAUAUGCGGAGAAUCAGGAGCAGGGAGGCAGGAAAUUUCCCUGCUCCUGAAGAAGUGCGAAAUGCGCGCAAAAUCGCGCUGAGAGGGCUGCGCGAAAAAUGGAAGGAGGACCUGGAGAACUCUCCCUACGGAACCCGUACCAUAGGGGCAGUUCUCCCGUCGUUGGACAGAUGGCUGGAUCGGACACAUGGCAGUGUGGGGUACAGACUGGCGCAGGUGCUGACCGGGCAUGGAUGCUUCGGGCACUACCUGCACAGGAUUGGUCGCGAGCCUACCCCAGCCUGCCAUGAAUGUGGUGAGACGGAUGACACGGCCCAGCACACCCUCGAGGUGUGCAAUCACUGGGUCGUGGAGCGUAGUGCGCUGGCGACAGCCAUUAGGACGGAUGAUCUCUCGCUGCACAGCGUCGUGGCGGCCAUGCUGAACGGCGAGAGAUCCUGGGAGGCAGUGGUCUCCUUCUGCGACACCGUUGUCUCGCAGAAGGAGACCAAGGAGAGAGAGCGGGAGGAAGACCCGAAUGCGCUCCCAAUCCGACGCAGAAGACUGGGAAGGAGACGCAGGCG
Cydia splendana is the source of this 1985-nucleotide messenger RNA. RefSeq lists its product as uncharacterized. The transcript has 2 exons. The annotation marks the transcript as partial. The record is from RefSeq and is a predicted model, not a curated record. NCBI's taxonomy places the organism in Eukaryota, Metazoa, Arthropoda, Insecta, Lepidoptera, Tortricidae.